AUGUUUCCGCAAUCCCUGACACCAAUAUUUAGGGGUACACUUACAAAAUUUGUUUGUAGGAGGGCCCUUAGUGCCAGCUCUGUGACUUUUAAUGCAGAUAAGGGCAAUUUACUUGGUUCGCUUACAAAAGACUUUGAUAUAUCCAAGCAUAAUGAUCCAUCUAGCAUAUCCAGCAAGUUUGAGAUGGCUGCAGGAAGUCAGGCUAAGCCCGAAGAGAAUAAAGCUACAGCAAUCGAGGAGGUUACAGUUGAAGGAGAUCAUGAGUUACAGAAGUAUAUAGAAAGUGCGCAAGAGCCUCCUGCUUUAGCAGUUGAGUCGCUACUAUCUCCGCUAAAGAGAAGGAUAUACGAGGCUAACUGUAAAGCCAAUGGUGGCUUUUACAAGAUGUCUACGGUUGUUCAAUUGCCAGAUUCUAAAGUAAAAUAUGUUUUGAAGCUAACACGUGAUGAAAUUGCUGUUUUGGAACCAAGUGUCUACCUCAAGUCGUUUAGGUUGAAAUCUUCUUUUAAGAAGGCUACCGAUCUUCUUAGAUUAGUUGGUGGCAUGGAUCUUAAGAAGGCUAUUACGCAAUGUCAUUUCUCAGACAAAAAAAUUGCACGAGACGUUGCUGUACUACUAGAUCAAGGUGUCGAAGAUGCUAGGAAGUUGGGCCUUGAUCCUGAUGAUCUAUAUAUUGCGCAAGCUUGGACAGGAAGCGAUGGUAAAUGGAGCAAAGGCGUAGAUAUAAAAGGUAGAGGAAGGACGGGUAUCAUAGCUCGUCCUUAUGUUCACGUCAGGUUUGUUCUAAGAACCAAGAGUAUUACAUUGAGGAGAUUGCAAUACGAAAAGCGUUUAAAGCAGAAACAAAAAGCGCCAUGGAUCCAGCUAAGAGAUAAACCAAUCAGAGGUGUCAUGGGAGGCGCCUACAAGUGGUAA
Messenger RNA from Eremothecium sinecaudum, 915 nucleotides. It is a transcript of the gene MRPL22, whose product is annotated as mitochondrial 54S ribosomal protein uL22m. Lineage: Eukaryota; Fungi; Ascomycota; Saccharomycetes; Saccharomycetales; Saccharomycetaceae. Gene Ontology annotation, cellular component: mitochondrial large ribosomal subunit; ribosome. The coding region runs from base 1 to 915 and encodes 304 amino acids. The record is from RefSeq and is a predicted model, not a curated record. The transcript has a single exon. Gene Ontology annotation, molecular function: structural constituent of ribosome. Gene Ontology annotation, biological process: translation; ribosome assembly.